Saccostrea cuccullata (small rock oyster) is the source of this 1604-nucleotide messenger RNA. Its product is annotated as prolyl 3-hydroxylase OGFOD1-like. The coding region runs from base 42 to 1583 and encodes 513 amino acids. The transcript is spliced from 13 exons. Gene Ontology annotation, molecular function: peptidyl-proline dioxygenase activity; L-ascorbic acid binding; iron ion binding. Lineage: Eukaryota; Metazoa; Mollusca; Bivalvia; Ostreida; Ostreidae. The record is from RefSeq and is a predicted model, not a curated record. Gene Ontology annotation, cellular component: cytoplasm. Gene Ontology annotation, biological process: peptidyl-proline hydroxylation; regulation of translational termination.
CGUGUGUCACAUUGACAAUCGCUACAUAUAGUAAUAUUAUAAUGUCAACGAAGAGGAAAUCAACUAAACUGGAAGCUGAUGUGAAGCCAAAGAAAAGUAAAAACAAAAGUAAAUGCCACAUUGACGUCAACAAAAUAUUCGAUGACGAACAAGCUUUACAAAGAAUCAGAAACUUCGUAGAUUUGCAAGACAGUACGAAAAACGAUGAAAAUAAUUAUGACAAUGGCGAUGUGCAGGCAUUUAAGAGACCAUUCUUUCAUUGUGUGCUGUCCAACCUUGUACUGAGUGAAAACUUCAUAGAGAGCCUGAUGGAUGAAGUUUUAGACCUCAACUUUGUAGAGAAAAAUAAUGACCUAUAUAAGUUUCAUCAGAGUACAGAAGAUUUGAAAACUACAAAGUUGCCAUAUUUAAGUGCAUUGAGGGAAGUAAUAUAUAACACUGUCCGUGAGUGGGUAACAAAGGUCACUGGAAUAGAACUGACCGCUCAGGUAGACAUGUCCUGUGCAAUGUACAGGUAUACAGAUGUGUUGUCCUGUCAUGAUGAUGAGUUAGAUGACAGAUGCAUUGCUUUUAUAUACUAUCUAGUGCCACCAUCUUGGAAAGAGGAGGAUGGGGGUCGUCUUCAAAUGUUUUCUCUGGAUGAAAAUGGAGAGCCUGAAGAAAUAGUAAAAAACUUAAUUCCUGUCCAAAAUAGCUUUGUUUUCUUUGAAGUGACUCCUGCAUCUUUUCAUCAGGUGGAGGAGGUUUUAACAGAAGACAAGACCAGACUCUCAAUCAGUGGAUGGUUCCAUGGACCACAAGUGGAUAGACCCCCUCCAUAUAUUGAGACCCUCCCUGCCCCCUGUCUACCUAUUUCAAUAGAGGAAGAUGAAUUUUACUCCUGGAUAAACCCACAGUAUUUGGACACUGUCACACAGGCUUCAAUCAAAGAGACAUUUGUGGAGGAGUCACAGAUAGAACUCAGUAACUUCUUACAGGAGAAUAAGUAUGAAGAGCUGGUAGCAUUGCUUACAAGUAUUGACAAAAGUAAAUGGACUAUCAAAGGCCCUCCUAACAAAAGGAGAUACCUGGCUGUUGAUCCAAAUGAGGUGCCUGAUCAUGUGACCAAGUGUUUGAAUUUCCUCCAAUCAGAUGCAUUGUUUCUAUUAUUGUCCUCACUGACUGGUCUUAAACUUCAUGAGCUAGCUGAAGUGUCAGAUUCAGAAGAAGACGAAGAAGAGAAUCAGAAGCAAAGAGGAGAUACUCCACGUUGUCACUGUGAGGUUAGGAAAUGGCAGCAUGGAAACUACACCCUGGUUCAUGACACAGACACUGAAACCAAGCUGUGUGCUCUGGAUGCUGUUUUAUAUAUUGGCUGUGAAGAUUGGCAAAAAAAAAACUCAGUGAAACGUAAAUGUGGCAUGCAGUGCAGAUUAACAAUGUCUGUUUCUUUACAGUUGUUGUCAGUCUGCCCCAGCCCAAACAGUUUAGCUCUGGUGUAUAGAGACACAGAGACACUUAAAUUUGUGAAACACAUCAAUGCCAGGGUCAAAGAUACGCAACAUCAAGGUUUUAUGGACAUUGCAUGUGUGUAUUACGAAUAAAUUUUAUCAGUUUAUUACCAA